Zygotorulaspora mrakii is the source of this 1389-nucleotide messenger RNA. RefSeq lists its product as uncharacterized. Gene Ontology annotation, biological process: transmembrane transport. The record is from RefSeq and is a predicted model, not a curated record. The transcript has a single exon. NCBI's taxonomy places the organism in Eukaryota, Fungi, Ascomycota, Saccharomycetes, Saccharomycetales, Saccharomycetaceae. Gene Ontology annotation, molecular function: transmembrane transporter activity. The coding region runs from base 1 to 1389 and encodes 462 amino acids.
AUGCUCAGUAACAAAACGACGGGAAGUGAAGUCAUCAUUUUCCCGAUAUAUGAAGACGAUGAGCAGGAGCGAUUUAGCGAUGCAACUAAAAAAGCUAUAGUAGCGCUUUGCUCAGCAGCAUGUUUUUUGACACCUAUGGCAGGUAUGGCUUUUUUGCCAGCCGUUAGUAUCAUUGCUGACGCAUUUCAUACCACUGGAUCUGUUAUCAACAUUUCGAAUGCCAUUUACAAUAUUGGCAUGGCUCUCUCGUCUGUAUGGGCCUCCUUUAGCGAUGUUUAUGGUCGCAGGCCGGCAUUUUUAAUAUGCAUUUCCUUUUAUGUUAUUUCAUCCUUAUUGGUAGCAUUUUCUCAAAAUUUGGCCAUGUUUUUUGUAUUCAGAGCUACAACAGCUUUCUUUGGGACCGCAUUUUUUUCGAUUGGAGCACAGAUGAUUGGUGAUAUAUAUUCACCUGCCAAGCGCGGCUCUGCUAUGGGAUAUAAUAUAGCUGGUAGUCAGAUAGGACCACCUUUGGGACCAACCAUAGGUGGCAUCAUAGUAACCUACACAAGUUGGAGAGUAAUAUUCUAUGUACUGACAGGUCUGGGAGCCAUUGUGCUUGUCAUUGCUUUCUUUUUCCUUCCAGAGACUCUGGAGGAAACCAAAUAUCAAAAGGCUUUGAGGGAGUACAAUAAUCAGGAGAAAGUGUUGGAAGAUCCCAAUCAAGCUAAGAAGUUUAUUUUUUUGCCUUUCAAUAUACUUGAUUCCGUUUAUUCCUUGAGAUACCCGACCUUAUUACUUGGGGGUAUCGCUUCUUCGGCUCUUAUGUACAACAUGUACUGCUUACUGACGCCUAUCCGUUACGUUGUUGAUCCCAGGUUCGGUCUGACACGUCCUAUCUAUGGGGGGUUGUUUUAUCUUGCACCUGGAUUUGGCUACUUUGUGGGUUCCCUAAUAGGCGGGCAUCUGUCGGAUUACCAAGUAAAGCGCAGCAUUUUGAAACGACAUGGUACCCGCAUCGCUGAAGACAGGCUGCGGAUAACCGUAAUACCAUUUUGCUUAUUCAGCCCUGUAAGUAUUUUAAUAUACGGAUGGUGCUUAUAUUUCGAAAAGGGUGGAUACGCAGUUCCUAUAAUCUUCAUGGUCGUCAAUGGCUUUUGUCAAACUGCGACAUUCCCCACAAUCACUAGCUAUUGUGUUGAUUCCAUGAAUUCCAGGAUAGGUGGUGCCGCAGUUGGAGGAAACUAUUUCAUUAGGUUUUUGGCUGCAGCCCUAGCUUCCGGAACUUGUCUUACAUCCAUCAACAACAUUGGGAUUGGGUGGACGUCGACCAUCUCAGCAUUCGUUCUGAUCUCGGGAGCUUGCUCCAUGUUAUGUCUUAUGUUUUUUGGUCAAAAAUUGAGAGGAGCCUAA